Ciona intestinalis (vase tunicate) is the source of this 1221-nucleotide messenger RNA. Lineage: Eukaryota; Metazoa; Chordata; Ascidiacea; Phlebobranchia; Cionidae. The record is from RefSeq and is a predicted model, not a curated record.
UAUGUGUUAAAGGUGUCUCAUCUUCCCCCACCCUACUAUAUAACACGCCGGUUUAAUUUCAUGCAUUUCCUCCUGCCUGUAGUUGGUUGUUUUCUUUUGUAUCCGCAAAGUUUAAAAACGACUGUUAUGUUUCUUGCUUGAUAACUCACCGCGGGCCUAUACAACAGUGGCAGUAACGAGCCUCUCUAUAUACAGUAUCCUCUAUUUUCGAUGCUAGCCCGUAACGUUCGCACUGUUCUAGGCAAUGUCAACUGGUAUCAUUUGUUACAGUACUGGCAUGAUCGUUUCAAGGAAAAUAAUGAUUGGCAGCGGCACUGCGAAAAGAAGAGAACAUUCCUAGCAGUCAAGAGAGAGAUUCCGCAAACCUUAUGUCGAAAUCAGUAACUCCGGACUUAGCACGGGUCUAUAUAAAUCGUUUCAGGAGCCAGUAACAUUUAACUGUUUACCGUAACUCUUAAGAUGAAGGUUGCUUGCAUUUUAGCUAUUUGCGUUGUCUAUGCCGAAGCCGCCUAUCUACGUCCUCUGAAUUUUAAUCAUCGUACAAAGCCUAUUGCUAGUGUACCUAGUGGAGUUUUUUCUAUAACUUCAACUGGAGGAAGCGGCAGGCUUACUGGUGGCGGCGGAAGUGGCACGCUUUAUGCAGGCGGAAGCGGCAGGCUUACUGGUGGCGGCGGAAGCGGCACGCUUAAUGCAGGCGGAAGCGGCAGGCUAACUGGUGGCGGCGGAAGUGGCACGCUUGGCGGUCUAACCUUCAACAUUGGUGGUACUGGAGGCGGAAGCGGCAGGCUAACUGGCGGCGGCGGUAGUGGCAGGCUAACUGGUGGCGGCAGGCUAACAGGUGGCGGCAGGCUAACUGGUGGCGGCGGAAGCGGCACGCUUAAUGGAGGCGGAAGCGGCAGGCUUAGUAUUGCCACCAGCGGUGGUCUGGGCGGACACGGUUGUACUUGUUCUUCCGGUCCAACCCCAAGUCCAACUCCGAUUCCAACUCCAAGUCCAACCCCGACUCCAGCUCCAAGUGGAGGAUGGAGAUGGAACAACAAAAGACUUCAAGCUGCCCUUGCUGACGAAAUAAUGAACAGCAACUUUGAAGAUCUUCUCCAAUAAAUCUUCUUGCGAUUUCAUUUAGCAAGAAAGGAACAGCAAGUACUUGUAAAACGAAUGCAAUGUAUUGCCUGAUUGCUGUUAAAAUUUUGGAGAGUAAAAUAAAUUUAAUAUACCAAA